AUGGGCCAGCAAGCUUCCUCCGCCGCCGCCGCUACGCCGGACCUAAAGUCAUGCCUUACCACAGCAGUGGGAGGUGACGCCAACGUAGCCUUCCCGUCCGAUCUGCUUUACCAGAUCACCGACGUGAAGCCGUACAACCUGGACAUCCCCGUUACGCCCGCCGCCGUAACCUAUCCCGACAGUGCCGAGCAGGUUGCCGGUAUCAUCGCUUGUGCCGCCCAAUACGACCACAAAGUCCAGGCGAGGAGCGGCGGCCACAGCUAUGGAAACUAUUGCCUGGGCGGCAAAGGCUCCUCAGCCAUCGUCAUCGACAUGAAGAAGUUCCAGCAAUUCUCCAUGGACGAAGACACCUGGGUCGCCACCAUCGGCGCCGGCACCCUCCUCGAAGACGUCACUGACCGCCUGCACAACGCCGGCGGCCGUACCAUUGCUCACGGCACAUCCCCCCAAAUCGGCAUCGGCGGCCACGCCACCAUCGGCGGUCUGGGCCCCCAAUCGCGCGAACUCGGCACGGCCGCGGACCAAGUCAUCGGCUGCGAAGUGGUCCUCGCCAACGCGUCCAUCAUCUACGCGUCGCCGACCUCGUACCCAGACGUCUUCUUCGCCAUGCGCGGCGCGGGCGCCAGCUUCGGCGUCGUGACGCAGCUCGACUUCCGCACGGCGCCCGAGCCGGGCGAGAUGGUGCUGUACGAGUACAACAUCACGCUCGGCGACGCCGCGACGCUGGCGACGGCGUUUAAAGCGUGGAAUAACUUGGUCAGCGAGCCCGAGCUGAGCUGGAAGUUUACGUCCGUGUUGACGGUGUUUGAGGGGGGGAUGAGCAUCUCCGGGACGUUUUUCGGCGGGCGGCCCGAGUUCGAUCGGUUGAAUUUGGAGGGCGUGUUGCCCGGGGUCGCGGAUUUGAAGGUGUCGGUGACGAAUUCGUUCGUCGGCGCGGUGGGCGAGUGGGCGAACGACCUGUUGCUCAAGAUCGGCGGCGGGAUACCAGCCGCCUUCUACUCGAAGUCGCUGUCGUUCUCGCCGACGACGACGCUGACGGACGAGGCCAUCGACGCCAUGUUCGAGUACUUCGACAAGGCUGACAAGGGCGGCGCGCUGGCGUGGUUCGUCAUCUUCAACCUCGUCGGCGGCCAGAUCAACGCGAUACCGAUGGACGACGCGGCGUACUCGCUGCGCGAUUCGCUGUACCAGCUGCAGAGCUACGCCAUCAGCCUUUUGCCGCCGGUUUCGCAGAAGACGAAGGAUUUCUUGAAUGGGGUGAAUGAGCUGAUUGAGGGGUAUGUGCCGGGCGUGAGAGGGGCGUAUCCCGGGUAUGUGGAUCCGGAUCUGCCGGAUGGGCAGGAGCAGUAUUGGGGGGCGAAUCUGCCGAGGCUGGAGAGGAUCAAGGCGGAGGUUGAUCCGACGGAUUUGUUCCAUAAUCCGCAGAGUGUGAGGCCCGCGGAAGCAUGA
This is a messenger RNA of Lasiodiplodia theobromae, 1449 nucleotides long. RefSeq names its product Oxygen oxidoreductase covalent FAD-binding site. The transcript has 3 exons. The record is from RefSeq and is a predicted model, not a curated record. NCBI's taxonomy places the organism in Eukaryota, Fungi, Ascomycota, Dothideomycetes, Botryosphaeriales, Botryosphaeriaceae. Gene Ontology annotation, molecular function: FAD binding; oxidoreductase activity. The coding region runs from base 1 to 1449 and encodes 482 amino acids.